AUGGAAAAGUGUUCAGUAUGUGAUGUUGAAGGGACACAUAAAUGUUCUGGGUGCAAUGGAAAGUAUUAUUGUUCGAGAGAUCAUCAGAAAAUUGAUUGGAAAAAUCACAAGAAUGAGUGCAAGUGCUAUGAGAUUGCAAGCAACAAUGUCUUGGGUCGUUAUAUGAACGCUAAACGUGAUAUCAGAGCUGGCGAAAUAAUUUUCCGAGAGCAGCCAUGUGUUUUAGGUCCCAAAAUAGCUUCGCAUGUUAUAUGCCUGGGUUGUCAUAAAACAAUUAAUCCACCAAUGUGUGGAGAUUAUUACAAGUGUUCUAAAUGCAAUUGGCCAAUGUGUGGGAAAAAUUGUGAAACACUUCCAUGGCAUGUUGAUGAAUGUCGCGUGAUGCAUGAAAAAAUGUUUAAAAGUCCAAUAAGAAACACGGGAGAAGUGAAGAUUGAAUCGAGUUAUUGCGUGAUUGUUCCCUUGCGAAUCAUGUUGUUGCAGCAUAAAAAUCCAAAGAAUUAUAAAGCUAUCAUGGAACUUGUGUCACAUUUAGAUCAACGACUUCAGACAAAACUUUAUGGAGCUUUACGAGUAAAUCUCGUGCCAUUUUUCAAAGAUUUCUUAAAAUUUCAAUCUUGUACCGAGAAUGACAUUCUUAACAUCGCAGGGAUUUUGGAUACAAACUGCUUUGAUAUCAUUUUACCUUCAAAACAGAUCAGAGCACGCGGAAUUUAUCCGUUGACAGCGAUGAUGGCACAUGAAUGUGUUCCCAAUACAAAACAUUUUGUUGAUGGAAAUUUAGAAAUGAAAGUCAUCGCUUGCACAUCAAUCAAGAAAGGUGAAAUGAUUUUAACAAGCUACACACAUCCAUUGAAAACAACAAUCGAAAGAAGACAUCAAUUAAAGGAAGCGAAAUGUUUUGAUUGUCUUUGCCCACGUUGCAGUGAUUCAUCAGAAAUGGGAACAUUUGCAUCUGGAGUGAAGUGUUUGAAAUGUUCAAUUGGAAUCGUAAUCUCAAUUGCUCCACUUGACAAUUUAUCAGAUUGGCAAUGUAACAUUUGUCUACAUAAAUUUGCAGCUCUUGACGUUCUAAAUAUUUUGAAUCGUGCUAGGAGAUCUUUAGAAUCGUUGAAUAAAAAAUCAAUAAAUGAAUGUGAAAAGUUUUUGUUAAAUUUUGAAACUUUUCUUCCUUCAUCAAAUGUUAUUGUAAUUGAUGUUAAGUAUGCUUUAUGUUUGCUUUAUGGAAAUGCCACAGGAUAUGAAACAAAAGACUUAACGGAACGACAACUCAUCAGAAAAGCAGAACUAUGUGAACAAACAAUUGACGCUUUAAAUAAACUUGAACCGGGAAUUUCAAAUUCCAUUACAAAUGUAAAAUUUGAAAUGUCGACAGUAAAAAUUGCACAAAUUAAACGCAAGACGGCGUCAAAUGUUCUCUCCAAAGUUGAUGCUGACAAGCUUAUUGAAUGUGAGAUGAAGAAUUGUCGUGAUCAAUACGAAUUUCUCAUGGCAGGAAGUGAAGAUGCCUCGUUAGAGCGUAAUAAAAAUAUGAUUUGCAUUGGAGAUAUAAAUAUCGAUCUUUUAAACAAUAAAUCAAAUGAACUACGAGAAGUUAUAGAAAGCAACAAUUAUCAAAUUCUUAAUAAAGUUGACCAUGACAAUUACACACGUUGUGACAGUAAUUCCUUUUCAAUUAUCGAUCAUGUCUAUACGGAUGUUCAGAAACAAAUAAUUUUGCAAAUAAUUGAUACAGCUCUUUCCGAUCAUAGGCUUAUUUUAAUUGCAAUAAAAGAAAUGAAAGCUAAAGAUGAAGAAUUUGUUAAAACUAAAGAAUUUACAAAUUUCAAAAUCAUAAGAGAGAAACUACUUGAAAAAAAUAUUGCGGAUUCAUUUGAAAAUUUUGAUGAUUUCUAUGGAUUCUUAAAAGCGCUUAUUAGUCAACAUACAUCUAUUAAAACAAUUAAACCGGAAUAUUCUGCUUAUAAGAAACCAUGGGGAAACAAAUAUUUGAAAGACGUCUCAAUAAAGAACUAUGAGAAAAAAAAAAAGCAGGNGAAAUGUUUUGAUUGUCUUUGCCCACGUUGCAGUGAUUCAUCAGAAAUGGGAACAUUUGCAUCUGGAGUGAAGUGUUUGAAAUGUUCAAUUGGAAUCGUAAUCUCAAUUGCUCCACUUGACAAUUUAUCAGAUUGGCAAUGUAACAUUUGUCUACAUAAAUUUGCAGCUCUUGACGUUCUAAAUAUUUUGAAUCGUGCUAGGAGAUCUUUAGAAUCGUUGAAUAAAAAAUCAAUAAAUGAAUGUGAAAAGUUUUUGUUAAAUUUUGAAACUUUUCUUCCUUCAUCAAAUGUUAUUGUAAUUGAUGUUAAGUAUGCUUUAUGUUUGCUUUAUGGAAAUGCCACAGGAUAUGAAACAAAAGACUUAACGGAACGACAACUCAUCAGAAAAGCAGAACUAUGUGAACAAACAAUUGACGCUUUAAAUAAACUUGAACCGGGAAUUUCAAAUUCCAUUACAAAUGUAAAAUUUGAAAUGUCGACAGUAAAAAUUGCACAAAUUAAACGCAAGACGGCGUCAAAUGUUCUCUCCAAAGUUGAUGCUGACAAGCUUAUUGAAUGUGAGAUGAAGAAUUGUCGUGAUCAAUACGAAUUUCUCAUGGCAGGAAGUGAAGGUAGAAGCCAAUUGGAAAGUCGUCUAAAACGUUUAAAUGAAUUAUAA
Clunio marinus is the source of this 2694-nucleotide messenger RNA. NCBI's taxonomy places the organism in Eukaryota, Metazoa, Arthropoda, Insecta, Diptera, Chironomidae. The record is from the annotation of a GenBank genome assembly.